This is a messenger RNA of Drosophila navojoa, 911 nucleotides long. RefSeq lists its product as uncharacterized. NCBI's taxonomy places the organism in Eukaryota, Metazoa, Arthropoda, Insecta, Diptera, Drosophilidae. The record is from RefSeq and is a predicted model, not a curated record.
GAAAAUUAAAUUAUCUUCGACGCCUUAAUACGCAACGAUUUGAUAAAAUGGCAGCAAAUACAGAAUCAAACCAACGUUUGCUUGAAAUAAACGUGAAUACUCUGCUCCCAAAGUGUUUCAGGAAAAAGACAGUCACGGAAGUGGAUUAUGUAAAUCACAUGCAUGAUGGUCGCAUCUAUAAGCCAAACAAGAUAUUUAGAUAUCAAACCGAUCCGGCAUUGAUCGCUGGUCAUUGUGCGAACAAUCUUAAGGUAAAUAAUCUACAGAUAAAGACUCGAACAUGGCCGUAUGCCAUGGACUGGCGCGAGGAGUACCGUCAAUUUUUGAAACGGACAAAGUGGUGUAACGAGCAUGUCUAUAAACUAUUUUUUGAGUGCCCACCGGUACGCUAUGAUCAGAUUGAAGAUUUCCUAAUAGAUCUGCGGAGAACUGUUUACGGCUCGGAUUACUCACCGAACGAAUAUGCAUCGCUGCUUAGCCAAAGAACUGUAAAAGCAGAUAUUACCGAUCCGAAAUGCGAUUCCAAGGAUAUACUGACUACCUAUGGCAAUUAUUACAACCGUCUUGAAGAACUUAACAAAGAUGGCAAACUGUAUCAGGGACCGCCACCAAAGGAUAUGACCAUCGAGACUUUUGCUCAAAAUAUGCGCAAGCUCUUUCGUAAAUACGGACUAACUACAUACUAUGAGGACAUUUGCCUUCCCGCAUUGGUAGCUGCUAAAGAGGGUAAAAUGCCAACUGGACCUAUUGAUCGCUAUACAUUGCGUAAAUAUUAAAGAAAUGUUGAUGAGAUUAUUUUCGACUUACACGUGUUGCCAUUCAUGAAAGAGUGGAAGAAUACGAUUGGAACGAGUAACAGGCACAAAAAUCAUUGCGUAUCUCAAAUAAACAGUUGUGUCCUGCAAAUAUGA